Stegastes partitus (bicolor damselfish) is the source of this 2750-nucleotide messenger RNA. It is a transcript of the gene plvapb, whose product is annotated as plasmalemma vesicle associated protein b. Gene Ontology annotation, biological process: positive regulation of cellular extravasation; regulation of vascular permeability. The record is from RefSeq and is a predicted model, not a curated record. The coding region runs from base 409 to 1689 and encodes 426 amino acids. The transcript has 9 exons. NCBI's taxonomy places the organism in Eukaryota, Metazoa, Chordata, Actinopteri, Pomacentridae.
AGUCGGGCAGCUGGAGGCUGUACUGUGACAGAGGUCGAAGAGGGAGGAGAGGGAGGAGAGGGAGGAGAGGGAGGGCUGGGCCAGGAUGGAGUGGAAGUGUGCCUCCAGCACCAUUUAUAAACAUGGCCCCUUACACACCUAAGGGUCACUGUUUACAUCCAUCUAUGCAUGCCAUUCCUGCCUGUAUGUUUCUGCAGCCGUACAGUGCAGCUGAGCUGUAGAGGACUCAUCAGACAGACAGACACUCGCCCAACCACAAGCUUCUAUCCUUGGUCCUGACAGUGACGGCCUGAAAGCCUCGGCGUCUGAGCUGCGGAGACGAUCACAUCAGCGGGAAAUCCUUGCGGAUUUAAUCAUUCUUGUUUAGAUCUUCCAAACCCAGCUGCAACCAUUUCACCCCCGGCGGCCAUGUACAGCUCCAGCUACUCCCGGGCCAAGUUCGGCCUGGAGGCCAGAGAGCCGCUGCACAGACACAGAGGGAAGAGCUGCGGCUACUACAUGAGGAUCAUCUUCUUCUUCUCCUCCCUCAUCCAGUCGCUCAUCAUCGUCAGCCUGGUGCUCUUCCUCAUCUACGGACAGCCGGAGAAGUCAGCAGCAGAGAAGAGGGUCAAGGAGCUGGAGCUGAGCUUCAACCGGCUCAGUGAGAAACACAUCCAGCUGGGGAAGGAGAAAGGAGAUCUGGGAGCUCAGCUGGGAGCUCGCACAGCCGAGAAAGCUGAGCUGGAGAAGGAGAUGGCAAAGCUGAAGGCUGCUGCCAACAAAACAGAACAAGAGCUGAGAAAUAAGUUGGCGACCUGUGAGAAAGUGAGCGCCACAACACUUGCCAUGAUGACCCGCCGCCCCACCCCACCGAUCCAGCCUCCUCUGGUCACCACCAGCAGUGAAUUAAAGACUCUGCAGAGCCUCAACGCUCAGCAGAGAGCGAUGAUAAGUCUCAUCAAUUCAAACUUCACCCAGACGGUUCAGUAUCUGAGCCAGGAGAGGGACAACGCCCUCCGAGACCGAGACACCCUCCACCAGGACGGCAUCACCCUGCGCCGAGAGAACGUCAUGCUGAAGGAGCAGCUCGCCACCUACACCAGGAAGUGCAAAGAGGAUUUUGCACAUUCUUUGGACGGGAUCAAGAUGGUGACCAGGGACUUCCUGAACCGGAUCAACAACCUGUUUCCCCACCAGCUGACCUUUCACCUCACCUGUGACAGCCAGCAGGAGCAAAUGGAGAAGAUCAGAAACAGCUGCACCAACCUGUCCAGGGACGUGGAGAACAAGUUCCAGCUGUAUCUGGACAACGUUGGCAACAAGGUGGCUGAGAUUCAGGCGCUGUCCAGUCGACUGGAGGUGCAAAACUCACACGUGACUGCCAACCUGAAGCAGUGUGAACAGGAUCUCAGCGAGACGAUUGCCAAGAACGCCAAGCUGUUAGAGCUCAAGCAAAAGACCCACGACGACCAGAUGGAGAAAGUACUGCUGGCACAAAACCAACUGAGAGACCAACAGAAGCUGCAGGAAGAACGUUUGGCUCUGAAAGACAAAGAGGUUCAGAGGCUCCAGGGGAUGCUGUCCAGCCUUAAGCCCAGUCUUCCUAAACCUGCUGCCCUGCGAGCAGCUCCACAGCCGGACAGACAGACUGCACCCAACUGGCCUUCUGCUGGAGCACCUGGCAUCAGCAAAACUCUGACGGUGAGAUGAAACCCGUCCGUCCAUUAGCUCUUCCUGGAGGAGGAGGACCGACAGACACUGUGAUCAACAUUCAGAACGCACAUGUACAUACUCCCAACACCGCACACGUCGACAGAACACAACCUGUAAAUACUUUGCCUCCUUAUUAAAGGCAUAAAGCUACGGCUGUUGGACUUCUUUAGCUUAACUUGUAACUGAAGAUGCUUUCGUGUUGUAUUGCUGUGAAUUGCUGUCAGCGUCUUCAUACUUGGGUGAAUGUACAAAUUCCUGUGACGCUGGUGUAAAUACUUCCUCCUGUGUGCCACUCACUGUGGUUUGUGUGAAGACAGACACUAAAGAAUCUGCUCUUUCCUGUGGAAUUAAUAUUAAAUGAACAAAAGAAAAGCGACUCAGUCCUUCACGGUGUUGUCGUCCGUCUCUCUUGACUUGCUGGCAUUAAAAAUAAAACAGAGACUCAGACAGGACUUCAGGCAGCAGCUGCUCACUCGUCGGCUAUAAACAGACUUCUCCUAAAAUAGCUGCAUUUAAGUUUCCUCCUGAUUCACACAUCUAGAAAUUUACACAAAUUUCUGCUGAAGCCCAGAUGACAAUCCAGACCAGUCAUAAAUACAUCAUCAGUCUUUAGCCGUCCUGAACGCUAGAGGUCAAAAAAAAGAAGGAAGAAAUGUGACAUGAACUACACGGACGGCUUUUAUGGUUACUGAAAAAAAAGAAAGAAACCCUGACACUCGAUGAACUGCCAUUUUUAUGGUGUAUUUUACAAGUGUAGUAGCUAUUAUAUGGACCACUCUCCAGCUUUACUACUUCCCUUUCCUUCCCUCAGAACAAGGCAAUGGGCACAUACAUUUCUGUGGCUGGAAACAGCUGCUGUUGCUGUUUUCUUUUUUUUUAAUGAUUAUUGUAGAUCCAGUUUGGUACAGAAAAAGAAAAAACUGAACCAUUUGUUACGUAAAAGGUGACUCGUCAUGUUGAAAAUAUCACUUCAUGUGGUCUGAAAUGCUGUCAGCGUCUGACUGGAAGACUGUCUGGUUACCACUGUUUGUGUAAAUACUGUAUACUAAAUAAAGGAA